This is a messenger RNA of Drosophila arizonae, 685 nucleotides long. RefSeq lists its product as uncharacterized. Lineage: Eukaryota; Metazoa; Arthropoda; Insecta; Diptera; Drosophilidae. The record is from RefSeq and is a predicted model, not a curated record.
UCAGUUCAAUCGAAUUUUGAAACGCGCCAAGUCGAGAUCGAGCUGAGAAAAAAUGCCGCUACGGAAGAAAGAGGAAUAUAUACCCAUUAAGUGUGAGGGCUGGAACGGGAAAUUCGUGUAUCCCGAUGGAGCUGUGAAUAAUGUGUCCAAGAUACGUCGCCAGAAUCAGAACGUGACAAAUACAAACAAUUUCUAUGGCUAUAAUACGGAACCGAUUGUCCUGCCGACGGCUUGGGAUGGCACCUUUGUGAAGAGCGGCGAGACACGCACUAAGCCUGAACGAAAUCGUUCCGAUGAUCAGGACUAUUUCGAAUAUAAUACGGAUCCGACCAUAUUGCCAACGACUUGGAGUGGUGAAUUCGUCAACGAUCCGAACGAUGUGCGCAUCAAGCCGGAGCGAAACUUCUCCGAUCCGAGGGAUUAUGCCGAGGCCAAUCGCUUCAAGUUGGUGCAGUGAGACGGGCAGGAGGAAAUGGAUAUUGAAAGUGAAUUGUGAAUGUUUUGUAUUGUACUAACAGAGCUUUUUAUGAGAUCUAUUAUCCUAUCUGAUCUUCACACUAAUCACAAUCUUGAUAAAUUUCAUGUUCUCUUGAGUUUUGCAUUGAAAUUAACAUAAGCGUUGUAUUUGAGUUAUUUAUUUUUAUUUUUAAUAAAAAACAAUUGUGAAAUGACACAAAAAUAAAAA